AACCUCCAACUUUUUCCACCUCUCUGUUAAUGUCCAAAUAACUUCUCCUCUCUUAUCAAGUCUCUCCUAAAUCUCGACCCUUUUUUCGGUAGCCGAAGUAGUAGAAACGUCGCUGAAACGAUGCAGACAGUAAGGACCCGCCGCAAGGUGGCUCCAGCCACUCCAAACGGCGGUGACUCUGGCGAGAAACUGGACCAGCUUCUCCUUUCAUCCGCCAUCUGCAAUGGCGAAGACUUAGGGUCGUUUGUUCGCAAAGCUUUCGCAUCAGGAAAGCCUGAGACACUCCUCCACCAUUUGCGCCAGUUCGCCCGAUCCAAAGAAUCCGAAAUCGAGGAAGUCUGCAAGGCUCACUACCAAGACUUCAUCAUGGCUGUUGAUGAUCUUCGAUCUCUGCUCUCGGAUGUCGAUUCACUCAAAUCGGCCCUCUCCGAUUCAAAUUCAAAACUCCAGUCCGUAGCUGGUCCGCUCCUAAACUCACUUGACUUGUAUGUAGAAGCACAAAAUAUUUCGAAAAAUGUUGACUUAGCGCUGAAAUCAAUUGCUUCCUGUAUGAAAUUGAUGGAGCUUUGUUCACGAGGAAACCAUCAUCUUUCAAGUAACAACUUUUACAUGGCUUUGAAAUGCAUAGAUACAAUGGAGAGUGAGUUUCUAGGUAAAACACCGUCUUCCACUUUAAAAAGAAUGUUAGAAAAGAAAAUUCCAGCAAUUAGAGCACAUAUUGAGAGAAAGGUAAACAAGGAGUUUGGUGAUUGGCUAGUUGAGAUCCGUGUAGUGAGUCGAAAUUUAGGUCAAUUAGCAAUCGGUCAAGCUUCUUCGGCGAGGCAACGAGAAGAGGAUUUACGAAUCAAGCAGAGACAAGCUGAGGAACAGAGUCGGCUCAGUUUGCGUGACUGCGUUUACGCUUUAAACGAGGAUGACGAAGAUGGAUUUAGCAACGGUGUUGAAAGCGAUAGUAACGGUGUCUCUGGUCUCUUAGGGUUUGAUUUGACUCCUCUUUAUAGAGCUUAUCAUUUACACCAAACAUUAGGUCUUGAAGAUCGAUUUAAGAAAUAUUAUUUUGAAAAUCGGAAGCUUCAACUGACGUCUGAUUUUCAGGUAUCGUCAAUGACUCCGUUUUUAGAAUCUCAUCAAACAUUUUUCGCCCAGAUUGCUGGUUUUUUUAUUGUUGAAGAUCGAAUUUUAAGGACAGGUGGUAAUUUGAUAUCUAAAAUUGAAGUUGAAAAUUUGUGGGAUGCUGCUGUUAGUAAAAUGUGUUCAGUACUGGAGGAUCAGUUUUCUAGAAUGCAAACUGCCAAUCAUCUCCUUCUGAUAAAGGAUUAUGUGAGUUUGUUAGGUGUCACAUUGCGGGGAUAUGGUUACCCUGCUGAUGUUUUGCUUGACGUUUUAAGUAAACAUCGAGAUAAGUAUCAGGAAUUAUUAUUGUCAGAUUGUCGUAAAAAGAUUGCUGAAGCCCUUGCUGCUGAUAAGUUUGAGCAAAUGUUGAUGAAGAAAGAGUAUGAGUAUUCUAUGAAUGUGCUUUCAUUUCAGAUUCAGACGUCAGAUAUAGUUCCUGCAUUCCCUUAUGUUGCGCCAUUUUCUUCUACGGUGCCUGAUUGUUGUAGGAUUGUGCGGUCAUUCAUUGAGGACUCAGUGAGUUUCAUGUCGCAUGGUGGGCAGCUGGAUUUCUAUGAUGUUGUUAAAAAGUAUUUGGAUAGGCUUCUGGCUGAAGUUUUGGAUGAGGGUCUUUUGAAACUUGUUAAUACAUCUGUUCAUGGGGUUUCUCAGGCAAUGCAGGCUGCAGCUAAUAUGGCUGUUUUAGAGCGCGCUUGCGAUUUUUUCUUUCGUCAUGCUGCACAGCUUUCAGGAAUUCCAUUGAGAAUAGCGGAGAGGAGUAGGAGGCAUUUUCCUCUUAACAAAGCACGUGAUGCUGCUGAGGAGAUGCUGUCUGGGUUGCUUAAAACAAAGGUUGAUGGCUUCAUGACAUUGAUUGAGAAUGUGAACUGGAUGGCUGAUGAUCCUGUACAGAAUGGCAAUGAAUAUGUAAAUGAGGUUAUUAUAUAUUUGGAGACUCUUGUUUCUACUGCACAACAAAUAUUGCCAGCUGAGGUUCUUAGAAGGGUUCUACAAGAUGUUCUUUCUCACAUAUCAGAGACCAUUGUAGGGGCUUUAUAUGGUGAUUCUGUUAAGAGGUUUAAUAUAAAUGCUAUAAUGGGAAUUGAUGCUGAUGUUCGACUUCUGGAGUCUUUUGCUGAUAAUUUAGCUCCGUUAUUCACAGAUGGGGAUGCAAAUCAGUUGAAAACAGCGCUUGCUGAAUCAAGGCAAUUGAUUAAUUUGUUAUUGAGCAAUCACCCUGAGAAUUUUCUAAAUCUUGUGAUUAGGGAGAGGAGCUUCAAUGCUUUGGAUUACAGGAAAGUAGUGACAAUAUCAGAGAAGUUGAGAGAUCCUUCAGAUCGGCUGUUUGGAACCUUUGGAAGCAGGGGAGCCAGGCAGAAUCCUAAGAAGAAAUCUCUGGAUGCUUUGAUAAAAAGACUCAAGGAUGUGAGCUGAUUUGGGAUGGAGCUUGAUGUAUGAUUAUUCUUGGUCUUUUUCCCAUACCUCUGUUGAUUGUGAUUGGCAAAUCUUUUAGAUUUUAGAGGUUCAUUGCUAACUCUAUUUGGCUUUGGAAAGGGCUUCCAGUUAUGCUCAUUUCUUAUUGUAUUGUUAGAUGUCAAAUUUUCAUUUUGUUUGUAUAAUUCUCAUAUGUAGGUAUUCUGUAAUUGCAUCGUAUUCUUUUGAGGUAAAUUAAUGAAUCGGUAAUAUUAUAUGAA
Mangifera indica (mango) is the source of this 2786-nucleotide messenger RNA. Its product is annotated as exocyst complex component SEC15B-like. Gene Ontology annotation, cellular component: membrane; exocyst. The transcript has a single exon. Bases 121 to 2526 code for a protein of 801 amino acids. Lineage: Eukaryota; Viridiplantae; Streptophyta; Magnoliopsida; Sapindales; Anacardiaceae. Gene Ontology annotation, biological process: Golgi to plasma membrane transport; intracellular protein transport; exocytosis. The record is from RefSeq and is a predicted model, not a curated record.